Messenger RNA from Suillus discolor, 600 nucleotides. RefSeq lists its product as uncharacterized. NCBI's taxonomy places the organism in Eukaryota, Fungi, Basidiomycota, Agaricomycetes, Boletales, Suillaceae. Bases 1 to 600 code for a protein of 199 amino acids. The record is from RefSeq and is a predicted model, not a curated record. The transcript has 2 exons.
AUGCCAGCUAUGAUUGAACGCAUAGCAGAUGAAAUUAGGGGCAUCACCUCCACCUGCUCUCACAAGCCUCAAGCUCGGAAACACCGUGGAGCAGUGGAAGAAGAUACUGAGCCUGAUUAUGAGGACGAUCUAACGCCUUCCCCUCGCAGGAAGCACCCCGGGAAGUGGGGCACCAUGAACCAUUUACAUGACUUCUUUCACAAAUAUUUACGGGAUAAGCGCCUGCUGAAUUCCAAGAACAGUACCCUGCCGCAAUCCCCCUCAUCACAAAUGGUUCAAGCUUUUAAUCGUGACAAUGAAAGCCCGCCGCGUUUGGACAACAUUGCCAUCGACUGGAACGACUCUUUGAGGAGGUCUCCCUGGAAUAUAGAGGCGAUCAACUUGUUGGUGGUUGACUUUCAGGCGAAUAUCAAGACAGGUAGUUAUGCCUCAGUAAUUUUUGACGAAGAUAUGAUGAACCUCGACGACUUGCGCGAACUCUGCAUCGACAAGCUUCGUCGAACUCACCAAGCUCAUCGCAACCACAGCAAGAUCGAAGGAUUUGCAAACCCUCAAGAGAGAGAGAAUGCUACCUGUGAAUUUGCUUCUCGUAGCAGUUGA